AUGUCCGAAUCUGGUAGCCUGACGAGGCAACAGCUUCAGCACCAAGCGGAAUUCGUCAUAAAGGGCCUCAAACGUUUGGCCGAGUAUGACUACCAUCUGGGAAUCACUGAUACCCCGGCAGAUCUAUCUAUCGACCGGCUGCACUGCUCCCGUCGGCUCAUUCGGGCAUUCUCGCUGCCACAAGAGGACCAACGAAGUCGCGCAGGAAAUUCAUUCCCCGCUGCCCUUCGUUCGAUCGACGGAGCCAUGAGGUGGUCAAGCGCAUCUGAACUAGACAUCGUCUGUAAAGGUUUGGAAAAACAUGUGGCGGAAAUCGAUCGGCUCUUGGACGUCCUGAUCGUCAUGGCCAAUCCAGAAAACGACGAAGACAUGCGCACUCCACUAGUCAUACGGCUCGCUCAAUCUAUCAGCUCGAAAAAUCUCAAAAUCUCUCAGUUGUUUAGUGGCUCAGUUGAAAGCGCCUUUCGAACACCCUGCGAGAAACUCAAGUGGUCACCUCAAUGA
Messenger RNA from Puccinia triticina, 504 nucleotides. RefSeq lists its product as uncharacterized. Bases 1 to 504 code for a protein of 167 amino acids. The record is from RefSeq and is a predicted model, not a curated record. NCBI's taxonomy places the organism in Eukaryota, Fungi, Basidiomycota, Pucciniomycetes, Pucciniales, Pucciniaceae. The transcript is spliced from 4 exons.